Molecule: messenger RNA, 2049 nt
Organism: Penicillium brevicompactum
Lineage: Eukaryota; Fungi; Ascomycota; Eurotiomycetes; Eurotiales; Aspergillaceae
Product: putative cell cycle control protein (Cwf19)
Exons: 3
Coding region: 1-2049 (682 amino acids)
Biological process (GO): mRNA splicing, via spliceosome
Cellular component (GO): post-mRNA release spliceosomal complex
Source: RefSeq, a predicted model, not a curated record
AUGACUUUGGAAGAUUUUGAAAAGUCGCUUGCGGAGGGGCAGGAACAGCGACACGAAAAAUCAGAUCGCGAAAGACAUCAUCGAGACCGAAAUCGCGACCGCGAUCGAAGCACAGAGCGCUCCAGAGAGCACCGUCAUCACCGCUCAAGCCACCGGCGGCAUUCUUCCAGAUCCCGUGAGCGCGAUAGCCAUCGAAGCCGGGAAUCUAGACAUCACGAUGAUGACGGCCAUCGACACAAGCGCUCGCGUCGUUCCAACGAUCAAGGAGAUGAACGUGGCCAUAAACGUCGACACCGCGAUACAAAAGAUGAGGAGCCGACCGCGUCAGCUCCAGCAGAGCCAAGCAACUUGAAACGAGACUCUUGGAUGGAAGCGCCAUCGGCUCUGGACAUUGAUUAUGUCCAGCGACCCAGCAACCCGCGACAGGAGGAGGAGGCCAAACCGAAGAUGCUUCACGCGGGCUACGAGCUCAAGAUUCACGACAAAGAGCUCAACAGCCACCUUCGCGAUCUCAAUGAUGGAAAAACACUCGAUGAUAUCAAAGAUGAGCCUGCUCAGCAUGAAGUAGACUACACCUUUGGGGACUCGGGAUCACAGUGGAGAAUGACGAAGCUUAAAGGUGUCUACAGAGAAGCAGAAGAAAGCGGCAGGCCCGUGGAAGAGGUUGCCACGGAGAGAUUUGGCGAUAUCAGGUCCUUUGACGAUGCUCGGGAAGAAGAGACCGAGAUGGAUCGCCGCAAUACCUAUGGCAAGUCUUACGUGGGCAAGGAGAAGCCCAGUGGAGAGCUCUUCCAAGAACGCAAGCUCCAGAACAAUACUAAGCGAGCCACGCUUGAGCAUGUCCGUGACCCAGAACAGGACCUCCACGCCGAAGGUCAAGGCAAGAAGAUCGAUACCGUGCCGCCUCCCCAGACUACCCAGCGUCUUGAUAUGACGGCACUGAACCGUCUCAAGGCACAAAUGAUGAAGGCAAAACUCAAGAAAUCACCAGACGCUGCGCAGCUCGAAGAGCAAUACAAUACAGCAGCAGCAGCUAUGUCCAACCGCAAGGAAUCUGAUGUCGUGGUUCUUGAUGUUAUGCACAACCCCAUGUUGGCAGGCCCAAGGAAUGAGGUCAAAGCCAUCGAUACCAAGAGAGGUCGGGAGAGAGGCCAGGUGGAGGCGAAUGAGGACAUGAGUAUCGAAGACAUGGUACGGGAGGAGCGCAAGACUCGCGGUCAACUCGGUGGAGAGGGCCGGCGGUUGGCCGAUCAAAUCGGCCGUGACUCCAAGUUUGAAAAUGAUUUGGAGUAUAUGGAUGAUAAUGCGUCCAAGUUGGCCAAGCGAGUGCAUCGGUCUGAAAUCGAUCUCAAGAAUACUACGAUCAACGACUUCCACAAGAUGAACCGGAUCUUGGACAACUGCCCCCUCUGCCACAACGAAGACAAGGGCACGCCUCCCACCGCCCCCGUGGUGUCCCUUGCAACCCGCGUCUUCCUCACACUCCCCACCGAGCCUGAAAUCAGCGAAGGCGGCGCAACCAUUGUACCAAUUCAACACCGCACAAACUUGAUGGAGUGCGACGACGACGAGUGGGAAGAGAUCCGCAACUUCAUGAAAUGUCUGAAGCGCAUGUACCACGACCAAGGCCGGGACGUGAUCUUCUAUGAAAACGCAGCCCAGCCGCAGCGGAAAAAGCACGCGUCCAUGGAAGCUGAAGCCAUUCUCAGCGCUGAGUCCGAAUGGUCCCAGCACAAGAAACUGAUUGACACUCUUGAAAGAUCAAAGCAAGGACUUGGUCGCUCUGCUUUCCGUCGAUGUUUGGUGAAGGAGAUGCCAUACUUCCACGUCUGGUUCGAGGUCGACGGUGGACUCGGUCACAUCGUGGAAGAUGAUAAUCGCUGGCCUCGCGGUGAUCUCUUUGCUCGAGAAAUCAUUGGUGGCAUGUUGGAUGUUGCGCCGGAUGUGAUUAAACGUCAGGGACGUUGGAAUCGGGGAGAUCGUAGAGUUGAUGGAUUCAGAAGGCGAUGGAAGAAGUUUGACUGGACUCGUGUUUUGGUUGAAGGGUAG